Cladophialophora carrionii CBS 160.54 is the source of this 330-nucleotide messenger RNA. RefSeq lists its product as uncharacterized. NCBI's taxonomy places the organism in Eukaryota, Fungi, Ascomycota, Eurotiomycetes, Chaetothyriales, Herpotrichiellaceae. The transcript has a single exon. The record is from RefSeq and is a predicted model, not a curated record. Bases 1 to 330 code for a protein of 109 amino acids.
AUGGGGAAACGCCUCUACAACGAGAUUCAUCAUCUGGCCAGCGAGCCCGUCGAAGGCGCAUAUGCCUUCCGCACGCUCGUCUCCGUGUGGCUCGGCAGGAGUGAGGCACGAUACACAACCUUUCGACGCAUCGCGCGGAAGGCAGGCUGGUGCCCGCGCGACGAGCACGAGAUGGUACGCAACUUCAUUGUCGAUGUCUUCCGAGGUCCCCAUGCGCCGUUUGCGGGGCUGCGGGAUGACGAGUCCUACCUUACAACACGGUAUCCCCGGUUCUUUGCGGCGACGAUCGAGGAAGAGGGCAUUGCGUAUGAACGUCGGGUUGUUGAUUGA